Messenger RNA from Nicrophorus vespilloides, 817 nucleotides. RefSeq names its product hydroxysteroid dehydrogenase-like protein 1. Gene Ontology annotation, molecular function: oxidoreductase activity. Gene Ontology annotation, cellular component: endoplasmic reticulum. The record is from RefSeq and is a predicted model, not a curated record. NCBI's taxonomy places the organism in Eukaryota, Metazoa, Arthropoda, Insecta, Coleoptera, Silphidae.
CCGAAGCCACUCAGUCACUCCAAUGAAGUUUAACGCAUUAAAAGUGUAAAGAGGAAGUGAUCAAAACAGUAAACCAAUCAACAACAAACAAACAUGUGUUAAUGAAACAACAAGAUAAAAGUUAAAUUAAUAAAAAAAAAAUAAACAAACAAAAAUACAAUUUAUUACAAACGGAAAACAAUAGUCUAGAAUGGAUUGCAACACGUACACCUGGUGUUUGGCAGCUUUGGGGGCGUUCGCAGUGUUAUUUUUCCUGUUCGAGACUAUAUGGAAUUUACUGCAGAUGACGAGAUCGAUUUUAGCUCCGUAUUUAUUGGCCAAUGAGGAGGAAUCGUCGGUGAAGAAGUUCGGUCUUUGGGCUCUUGUCACCGGGUGCACAGAUGGGAUUGGUAAAGAAUAUGCCAAAGAAUUGGCAAAGAGGGGUCACAGCAUCGUUUUGGUCAGCCGAACGUUGGAGAAGCUAAACGCCACAGCAAAAGAAAUUGAGUCGGAAUUCGGAGUUAAAACUAAAAUUAUCGUAGCAGACUUUUCCAAAGGACAAGAAGCCAUCGAUAUUGUCAAAAAGGAAAUUGGAAAAAUUCCAGUUAGCAUUUUAGUAAACAAUGUCGGAUCGCAGUACGCCUACCCGAUGUACGUCGGAGAGGUGCCGGAGGAUCAGCUGUGGAGCAUCAUCAACGUCAACGUGGGCGCCGUCACGCUGUUGACGCGCACCUUCGUCGAAGAGAUGAGGAUCAGAGGUCAAGGCGCCAUCGUCAACAUCUCUUCCGCCUCCGAACUUCAACCAUUACCACUGAUGACCGCAUACGCUGCAUCCAAA